AUGAGCACGCGCACAAAGCGCAAGAACCUGCGGAAGCGGCGGAAGCGGCGGCUAUUUGCUGCUAUUGCAGAAGAGAUACAAGCAAGUGAAAAAGACCAAUGGACGCCUGAAAAGGAGGAACUGGAGCAAAUGAGGAACGAAGAGCAACGGCAAAGAACGCAUGAAAAAUGGCAAAAGGCGGUCGAGAAAUCCACUGUAGCUUUUAAGAAGCGCAGGAAGAUUUUAGCACAACGACAGCAGUUGAUCUUGUCCCUACGACAGCAAAUACAGCAGACGUCUAUCAAGGAAGACGAGAGCUUGGGUGGUCCUCCUGUAAGUAUAUACUCAAUCACUCUUGUGGGUGGGCUCAAGCAAGAGGAAUUAUUGGAAUGGGGAAGAAAGAAUGCACAUUAUCAUCAUCAUGUACAGGAUGAUGUACUACAGCCAGUAUUUCUUCGACGGGACGUCGUAGCUGCUCAAUACAAUCUUUCGUGUGUUUGUGCUCUAGCCGACACCAUGGUAGACGCAUGUACGGAAGUGUGA
This is a messenger RNA of Peronospora belbahrii, 522 nucleotides long. The record is from the annotation of a GenBank genome assembly. Lineage: Eukaryota; Oomycota; Peronosporomycetes; Peronosporales; Peronosporaceae.